AUGUUCCGCAUCGCUAUCAUCGGCGGUGGCAUCGGGGGCUUAUUCGCAGCCUUGUCAAUCAGGCACUACUGUGAAUCUAGCGACAUCCAAAUCGAUAUAUAUGAACAAGCUUCUGCAUAUAAGGAAAUCGGUGCCGGGGUGGGAAUAGGACCAAAUGCCGCGGAGCUUGUGAAAAAGCUAGGUCUCUUGGAAGAGUGCUUGAAGAUCACAGGUGACCGAGCAGGCGCUUGGCUUUCGUUUCGUCGAUAUGACACCGGGGCAGAGGUUCAUACAGUCAAAACACCUACAGAUGGAAAUACAACACAGUUGUCGAUGCAUCGUGCGGAAUUCCUGGAGAUUCUCGUCCAGGCCGUUGAAAGCCGAGGGGCGGCAAAUUUGCACACGAACAAACAUUGCCAGACACUCGAGGAUCACGGGGACACGAUGUCAAUAAAAUUUAAUGACGGAACAACUGUGUCAGCAGAGUUAGUAAUUGGGGCAGAUGGUAUUCAUUCAGUCGUACGCUCGAGUUAUAUGAAUGACAGCGCUCAAUAUGGUGAAAUGGUGGUCUAUAGAGGCCUUUGCGACAUGGACAAGAUCAAGGACUCAUGGAAAAUUCCGACAUUUGCUACAGUCUUUAUGGCUCCUGGGAAGCACUUCCUCACGUUUCCUAUCAGCAACAACAAAAUCCUGAAUGUGGUAGCCUUUGUGACCACUCCAUGGGGGAAGCUCGGAGAUGCAAAGGAAACCUGGACCCUCACAAGUGAGAAGGGGGUAGUUCAAGAGGAAUUCAAGAACUUCGAUCCUGCAGUUCAGGCAGUCAUUGAAAAUAUGGAUGCCAAUCCAUUGAAGUGGAUUCUUUUUGACCGAAAGUCAAGCCCGGAAUGGGUAUUCUCUAGGGGCAAGGUAGCCCUGUUAGGCGAUGCAGCUCAUGCAAUGUGCCCUCAUCAAGGAGCUGGGGCAGGGCAGGCCCUUGAAGAUGGGUAUAUACUCGGGCGAGUUCUCCAGGAACAUUUCCGUUCUCAGAGGACAACAUCCAUCGAGAAGUGCCUUCGUCUUUAUCACUCUAUUCGAUACCCUCGCUCGGAGAGAGUCCAGAUGACAUCCCGCCAAGCAGGAGACUUGUAUGAGAUGAAGAUCAACGAAUUGGAUGGGCUUAGCUAUGAUGCUGGCAUUCCAGUUGUGAAAUCUUUAUUAGAAGACCGGAUGAGGUGGAUUUGGGGCGAGAAUAUCAAUGAAGUGUACGAAAAGGCCCGGUCUGAAUGGGGGCACUCGUAUGGGCUAUUGUGA
Messenger RNA from Penicillium concentricum, 1269 nucleotides. RefSeq lists its product as uncharacterized. Gene Ontology annotation, biological process: secondary metabolite biosynthetic process. NCBI's taxonomy places the organism in Eukaryota, Fungi, Ascomycota, Eurotiomycetes, Eurotiales, Aspergillaceae. Bases 1 to 1269 code for a protein of 422 amino acids. The record is from RefSeq and is a predicted model, not a curated record. The transcript is spliced from 4 exons. Gene Ontology annotation, molecular function: FAD binding.